Molecule: messenger RNA, 1881 nt
Organism: Triplophysa rosa
Lineage: Eukaryota; Metazoa; Chordata; Actinopteri; Cypriniformes; Nemacheilidae
Gene: npl
Product: N-acetylneuraminate pyruvate lyase (dihydrodipicolinate synthase)
Exons: 13
Coding region: 257-1180 (307 amino acids)
Biological process (GO): N-acetylneuraminate catabolic process
Molecular function (GO): N-acetylneuraminate lyase activity; 4-hydroxy-tetrahydrodipicolinate synthase activity
Source: RefSeq, a predicted model, not a curated record
AUACAACAAUAACAAGACUACAUCCCUACAGAUCCCCAGCAGAGACAGGCUUGAUGGGAGCUCCAGAUGGGGCCAUGGAAAACGAUGCUUUGUUGUUAAGAGCAACCAUCACCACAGCUUGCACGCAUCUCACAUGACUUCCUCGUGAUGUGACGUAACUGGCAAAACAAUAUACAGUUGUCGAUUCAGUUGCAAGUGCAGUACAGCCCGAGCCCUGGAAAAAAGCUUAUUCAGCUCACGGGAAAGAAAAGGUACUAUGUCUCGCGACAUGAAAAAGCUUACUGGGCUCGUGGCAGCUACAUUCACACCUCUCACUACAGAUGGGGCGAUUAAUCUCUCUGUUAUUGGGUCAUACAUUGAUUAUCUUACAGAGAAACAGAGUGUCAAGAAGGUGUUUGUAAAUGGCACAACAGGUGAAGCUUGUUCUUUUACUGUGGAUGAAAGAAAGCGUCUUGCUGCCGAAUGGUGCCUACAGGGCAAGGGCAAACUCGAGCAGGUUAUAGUUCAUGUUGGCUGUAUGAGUAUAAAAGAUACUCAAGAACUGGCUCAGCAUGCCUCCAGUAUAGGGGCGGAUGGUAUAGCAGUAAUCUCCCCUUCCUACUUCAAACCCACUAAUGCAGAUGCAUUGAGGAUGUUUCUAAAGGAAGUGGGAGCCUCUGCUCCAGAUCUUCCGCUAUAUUAUUAUCAUAUUCCAAGCAUGACUGGAGUUGCUUUGGAAGUGGCUGAUGUGCUUAAUGGCAUUGAGAAGAUGAUUCCCUCGUUUAAGGGAGUGAAAUACAGUGGAACUGACCUUAGGGACCUUGGACAGUGUGUCUGUUACAGCCAGUCCCACAACUGGUCUGUCCUGUAUGGAGUAGAUGAACAACUCUUGGGUGCUUUGGUACUGGGUGUUCAUGGAGCUGUAGGAAGCACAUAUAACUACCUCGGAUGCAAAAUGAAGCAAAUGCUUUCUGCUUUUGAUGAGGGAAACAUGACGCAGGCCAGAGACAUACAGUUUAAAUGUAUGGACGUUAUCACAUUUGCCAAGAACCUUGGUUUUGAUGUGGCCGUGAAUAAACAGGUGAUGAGUGAACUGUCAGGGUUAGCGCUGGGUCCUCCCCGUCUUCCAAUGCUGCCCUGCCCCAUCUCAAAGGCCCAGACUAUAGCACAGAAAAUCAAGGACUCCUUUUGUUUAACAUAACUUUACAAAGUUCAGAAGACAGGUUUGACUUAAUCAACAGUGCUAAUGACCUUAAAAUUGCUGAAUUUGUAAAGAAUUUUUAUACAUACACAGUUGAAAUUUACUUUUCUGAAAUGUACAUUUUGUAUGUUAUACGCUUGAUCUUUUAUUGUUUUAUGUUUUUCCUAUAACCACAGAAAAAUGAAAUAAUUAUUUCUUUCUGAACUUUCUUAAUAUUUUAAUAUUGUAUUGUUUUUGGUGAUUAAUGUAAUGACUGUUACAUUAAUUGGCGACUGAGGUCAGUUCCACAGCUCUUGCUGUGUCACUAUUGCACCCUUGUGUAAGACGCUUAUCAAAGCAUUUCUACAGUUUGUAACAAAUUACAUUCCUCACAAAACUUGUACUGUAAGGCAUUUCUUGCAAAACGUGUACUGCAAGUAUGAAAAUCCACUGCUCUGACAUGCAGAAUAGAAUCAAUGUAUUAACCUUUUAUCAAGUUACUAGAACUGAUACUGUACUAUCGUACUACUGUACUAUUAAUACACUAAAUUCAUAUUUGCACAUGUAACUCACAUUUUUGUAUCAUUUUGUAAUAACACAAUACAGGGAAAAUUUUUGUAUUUCAAGAAAUAUGUUUACAUUAAAAUGAAAGUAAUUAAAUAUCAGUCAUGUGUUUAAACAUUCUGUGUUGUUCUGUUUCAGGCUGUAGAUUGUAUUUAAAA